Molecule: messenger RNA, 498 nt
Organism: Morchella importuna
Lineage: Eukaryota; Fungi; Ascomycota; Pezizomycetes; Pezizales; Morchellaceae
Exons: 2
Coding region: 1-498 (165 amino acids)
Cellular component (GO): extracellular region
Source: RefSeq, a predicted model, not a curated record
AUGCUUUUUUCCAAGCUCUCAGUCAUUGCUGUAUACGCAGCUACAUUCGCCUUUGCCCAGACCUCGACGUUCGAAGAGGACUUCAAUGCUAUAAGUUCGGAUCUUAGUGCUCUUAAAACCACCAUCGAUGCUUUUACGGGUACCCCAGCAGAGGCCUUAGCGGUUAGCUCUGCAGCUUCUACUUUGCAAACCGGCUAUGAGACAGCUCUCGCCGAUACAAAUGCCGCCACAGACCUUGAGAGUCAGAGUGUGACCGUCGCAGCAGCAGUUCAAUCGCUGGUUACGCCUCACGCGGACGGUCUAGCCGCUUUAAUUGCAAAGGAGUCACUUUUCGAGGCUGGCGGGUACAAGUCGUUGGUUCUUGCCCAAGUGCAGGAGCUUUCAAAUGCUAGCUCACAGCUGUUAGCUGCGCUUGAUGCUAAGAUAUCAGCCGAUAUUAGCAGCUCAGCGUCGGCCAUUGCGGGUUCUUACGCUGCUGCCAUUGCCGCUUUCUCUUAG